UCGCAGAGAGGGAAGACGGUGUUAAUCAUUGUAGUGGGCCUGGGAGCCUUACGCAGGGGUGGGACCCUUUUAAAGCAGAAGGCUUUUGUGUGGUGUGGUGCGGUCACACUCGUUUUUUUUUCUCGAUUUCCUUUUUAGUUUUCUUCUUUUUAGAUUUCUAAUUCGUUAAUUUUCAAUCAUUCUCUCUCUCUCUCUCUGUCUAUAUCUAUCAGAGUUGAUAUUUUUCAAUAUUCUUUUGUAAAUUUUCAAUCGUAGUCUCCUCCUCCUCCUCUCUCGUUCUGAGAAAGAAAAAAGGAGAAAAAAAGGAUACCUUUUUCAUUCUCAAUUCUGGGGUUCUGACCAUUUGUAGUUUCCUCCUCUCCUCUGCGUCUUUACUCCUUUGCUGAACCAGGUCUGUUGCUUCUCCCUUUUGCGCCAAUUGGGCUGCAUAUUCUUUUAUAAUUUCUCCAAUUUUUCGGGUUUUGUUUUAUUUACUGUAGACAAAAAUACAAAAUCUGCCUCUGUUAUUUAUUUUUGUGGUUUUCUUUUUUCUUUUAAUGGCCUCUGUACAUCUGUUUAAGUGAAAUUUCUUGGGUUCUUUUGGUUGCUGGUGGAUCUCUGAUUUUUCAGGGCAUUUCUGUGGAUUUGAUCAUGUUGUCUUUUUAGGGCUUCUACUGUUGGAACCGACGGUUUGAGGGUUUCUCUUUGUUUCUCUCUUCUUGGGGGAGUUUGGGGUAUUGGGAAUCGGGUUUCUGGGACUGGUAAAGAGGGGGAUUGCAGUUCUCUUUCAUGGGUUUCAUUGUCUGAUGGCUACUAUAGAGAGUUGAAUCAUAAGAGAGAAGAGGGGAAUUGUGUGUUGCUCAUAUAACAAUUUAUCUUCCUCCUUUUCCCCAUAUUUCGGUGUUGAGUUUCGACCUUCGAGUUCAUCUGUCUUUGGUCUUCUUUUCCCCCCCUCAAGGUUGGAAUUUCUUUGAGUGACGGUAAACCAGGGAAAGGUUGGAAUUUCUUCUCUGCAUCAGGCAUUUCGGUGUUGAGAUAAUUGAGAGUCACAAAGGGGAUUCAUUUGCUUCAUUAUCUUGUCAUUCGAGGCGUCUGGUGUUCUUACUUAUGACGGGAUAUCCUUGUCUUAUUUGGAGAAAUUGAGCAGUUGGGCUACUUUGCUUGGUUCCAAAAUAUCCAUUUUGGAACUACAGUAAUUGGUGGGGGAGGAUGGAGGAGGAGAUCGUUCCUUCGGAACAAAGUGAGCUUUUGCAUUUUGUGAAUGGAAGCAAUUCUGAAGAUCCCUUAUGUGCAGAAAUGGAAACUGAUGGAAAUGGAAUUGGAAAUGCUAAAGAUGAUGGAGAGUUAUUCUCAUCUGAAAAAGGUGAGGGAAGUAAUGUUGUUUUCUCACGGGAAGCACCUCUGAUGAACAAAGAUCCCAGAAUGUCCGGUGGCUGUAGUUGCAGUGUCAGGAAACCCAAGUCAAGGACAUCUGCAGCAGAUUUUGAUAUCUACAAAAAGGAUAAAAACGGGCAUGACAAGAAGUUCAGUAGACAAGACAGGAUUGAGUUGGGCAGAAUGUUUCAGAGUGCACUAAACUCUCAUGACUGGGAGCUUGCAGAGAGUCUGAUUCUGUUAGCAGACCCCCAAACUCUUAAUGAUGCAUUGUGUAUAACGUUGGAUUCCAUCUGGUUCUUGAGCACUCAACAGGAGUUACAUGGCAUAACAGGUUUGAUCAAGAAGAUCAUUGCCAAUGGUGCUUAUGACUUCACAAGAGCAGCUCUGAGGACUUCAUUUCUUGCAUCCUGUGUCUCUGCCUGUCAGAGCCGGACAAUGAGUUUAGCAGAUACGGUGACUAUCAUGGCCCAAAGGUUACAUGAGCGCCUUCAAGAAUGCAAUGGGGAUGAGGUUUUGAAGGCAGAAGCUGGUGCUAAAGUCCAGAAAUUUACAGAAUGGGCCCUGAAAUGCAUAGGUUUCCAUUCCCGUUGUCAGGGGAGUAGGGAUAGAGUAAGUCAUGGUUCAGCCGUUGAGAUCCAACUUCAGUUGUCAGCAUUCAAGACAUUUCUAGAUCUUGCUGGUAACCAGCUUACUGGGAAGGACUUCACUGAGGCCUUUGAUGCGGCUUGCUUUCCCCUCACCCUCUUCUCUAGUUCUUUUGAUCCUGGUUGGGCAUCUGGACUUUCGGUUACUGCAAUCCAAGGGUUGCUAGGAAUGUUGGUAGAAGGCGGUGCAGACAAUGUCAACCAGUGCUUUCUUGAAGCCUCACGUUUUGGGAGCACCGAGCUUGUCCGCAUCUUACUGCAGAUAGCCCAAAGAAACAGCUUGGAUGUGGAUGUUGACUUGGCUCUGGGCUUUGCUUCACACUACUGCAAGAUAGGAACCAUGGAGUGUCUUGUUGAAGAGGGUAAUGCUAUUGCUUUUUUGGGCCCUUUGAUGAGAGCUGCAGAGAGAGGAUGCAUGCAGGUUGUACAAUGGUUUGUCCAAAGAGGAUGCCGGGACAUGGAGCUUUGCCUUGCACUGACUGCAGCCACCUCCAGCAGUCAAGUAGGAAUUGCUGCAUACCUUCUUCCUCAUGUUCCCCAGCAUGUCCUUGCUGCCCUCAGCAUUGAGAUUCUUAAAGCUGCUGGGGAGCGAAGUGGCGGGUCACUUGAUGGUGUUGCUUUCCUCCUCCGUUCUGACUUCCUGGGUGACCCAGCUGCAACCUAUGCUGUUGCGGACAACAUUGCAAGGUCAGAAGAUGAAGCUGUCGCUCCAGAUCUGAAGGCCUUCCUGCGGGAACAUUGGUCGGAGGCAGCAUUCUUGGAUGGGUUGAGAUGUGAGCAAGAUCACUAUGUGAAUGUGAUGAGGAUCUUGAACUGGGGUGGGUCUCCCAUGUGUCUGAGAGAUCUCCCGGGCCCGCUGAAGGUAGCCAUUACAUACUUGCCACUGUACAGGGAGUGUUUGAAGGCAGGUGGGCGUUUGUUUUCACAGCGGUUAAGGGGCCAACUUUUGGAAGCUGCAAGGAGGCUGGGUGGUGGGCCGGUGGAUGAGGCAAGUCAGGGAAGAGAACUCCUGGCUGUUUUGGAGCAUCAUCUACCCCCAUUUUUGCUUGCUGCGCCAAAUGUUGCUUGAUACAUGAAUUUAUUCAUCAAUUUUCGCUUCUUUUCCAAUAUAUAUCUCAAUAAAAAUCGUAUUAAUAUUUAGAAGGGUUUUAAUGUGACAAUCUGGCAAGCUGUCUGAUUCUUCUGGUCA
Molecule: messenger RNA, 3189 nt
Organism: Nelumbo nucifera (sacred lotus)
Lineage: Eukaryota; Viridiplantae; Streptophyta; Magnoliopsida; Proteales; Nelumbonaceae
Source: RefSeq, a predicted model, not a curated record